Trematosphaeria pertusa is the source of this 2742-nucleotide messenger RNA. RefSeq names its product Zn(II)2Cys6 transcriptional activator. Gene Ontology annotation, molecular function: DNA-binding transcription factor activity, RNA polymerase II-specific; zinc ion binding; transcription cis-regulatory region binding. The transcript is spliced from 3 exons. The record is from RefSeq and is a predicted model, not a curated record. Lineage: Eukaryota; Fungi; Ascomycota; Dothideomycetes; Pleosporales; Trematosphaeriaceae. Bases 176 to 2386 code for a protein of 736 amino acids. Gene Ontology annotation, biological process: DNA-templated transcription; regulation of DNA-templated transcription. Gene Ontology annotation, cellular component: nucleus.
UAAGCCUUUCACUCUUCGAUGUGCCUGCCCACAGUACACUGGCCGUCCAAUUUAGCUAGCCCGGGCCCCGAAUCGGCAGCCCUCCACCCCGCGCCUGGGCAAUAUUAUCUCGCGCGCCAGCGACGCCUGCGAUAUCGGCACGCACGCACGGCAGGGUUGAGACGUCGUUCCCAACAUGAUGCUUUCGAUGAGCCCAAAGACGCCCGGCCAGGGAACUCAGCCGGUAUCGUACGCGACCUCCCCGACGAGCGCGCGCUCCCAGACGUUCAAGCGGCCCGCCUCGAGCGAUGAGGAUGAGCAGGAGAACGGCGACAACAUGGCGGCCGGGCGCGGGUCCGGGGGCAGCAGGCGGAACACGGUCGUGAAGCGGGCUUGCAACGAGUGCAGGCAGCAGAAGCUCAAGUGCAACGUCCAGCAAGACCCCUUCGUGGCCUGCUCGCGAUGCAGCAAGCAGAAACUCAACUGCGUCAUUGAGCCCAACUUCAAGCGCGUCGGCAAGCGCACACGCAACGCGGAGAUGGAGAGGGAGAUGGAGCGCCUGCGAGAGCGCCUCGCCAUGUUCGAGGGACGAGGCAUACCGCAGAACCAGCCGCCCAUCGUGAACGCACCACAGCCCAUGCCCGAGAACCGCGCUUUUGCCUCAGGCCCGGCGCAUACAGAGGAGGACGAUGCCUUCUUGCAAUCGCAGACCCAGCAGGUAGCCGCAACCUCGUUGCUGGACCUGCGCAGCGGCUCGCCCAUGUUCCACACACUGGAGAGUAUCAAGCUCUCGCCGCCGCAGGUCACCGACCUAUUCCAGUUAUUCUUCGACCUGUAUCACCCCUUCCUACCGUUUCUCGACCCCACCCGUUCGCCGGACGAAGUCUUCUCCAAAGACCACAAACUGCUGUUCUGGGCCAUCAUCAGCGUCGCUGCCCGCCACUACGAUACCGACCCCGGACUGCUCAAGCGCCUCAAGGAGCCCUUGACAAAUUUGAGGAACCAGACGGUGAUGGGGCAAACCAACCAUCAUGUGGUGAAAGCGCUGUGUUUGCUCUGCUACUGGCCGCUUCCCACCAAUCGGACCGUCCUAGACCCUACGUGGAGACUAUGCGGUCUAAUGAUGCAGAUCGCCAUGGAGAUAGGCCUGCACCAACCUACGCAUCCGCAAGACUUUUCGAGGACAAAAGUGCGUCUCCGGGAGGAAGACAUACAUGACAGGCUGCGGACGUGGGCCGUUUGCAACAUAGUUGCCCAGACUGUCUGCACCGGCUAUGGUCAGCCUUCCAUCACCCUGUACGACUCCACCCUGGAUUUCAGGACGGACGAUGAAGACCAUAUGCGCAUAAUCCCACCGGAUCUGUUCGUUCGGUUACGGCAGGAGAUGGCCGCCAGCCGCAUCAAUAAGCUGCUCUAUUCCAUGAGCAGUCAUCGGUUCUCUGAAGGCGCUGCAACUGCCUAUAUGCAUCUAGAAGCGGACCGUCUGAAAGAGGAGCGUGGGUUGCUUGAUGGCGUCAAUAAGGAAUUGGAAGAGCUACAUCACUGCGCAGUGUCUCUGCAUCUGCACCUCUUCUCCUUCUUCAACAGGGAAGCCCGACUCGAGCGCCGCGACGAUUUGGUUGCUCUAUAUUUAGCAGCCACCGCUUUCUUGGACCGUGUAUUCAAUCUGCAGCGAGAGAGCAGGCUGAUAUAUGCCCCAUACCACAUCAUGCAAAUGGCUCUUGCGUCCGGAUUCGCCUUGCUCAAGCUUCUCAAUUCCGACCUCCCCGCCGGCCUACCUACCGAUCGGGGCCGCCAGUUCGUCUUGCAGACAGUCGAAGCGUUACGGAAGUCCAAAGUCGAGACGAAUGAUCUCCUAGAUCGAUUUGCGGAAGUCUUAGCCCAGCUAUGGAAGGAAAGCUCAAGGGGUCGCAGCCUGCACAGCAUGUCCCAGUCGCCGGUUGUGGGCAACCCGGGAAUGGCGACAAUGUUCAACAGCAAAGUCCAAGCGCCUCCCCAAGGCCAUAGGAGGCAGAGCUCAGGCAUGCUCGAGGAUCCUCUGGGUCUCAUCAUCCGGAGUCGCAUGAGCAUGAGCGUGGUCUUUGACUGCGUCUGGCGUUGGCGCGAAUCGCAGGUCAACGGUGCCGCAGAGCAACUUGAUGCCACAGUUCGGGAUAAUCCCACCAAUCCCGAUAGCUCUACGAAUUCCACUCCUCCCCCAGGUGUCCCCGUUGAAAAUCCAACUCACGGUAUACCGAGCUUCAAUCCGCAUGUCAACACCUUGAGCAUGGCCCCGAUGCAGCUGACGAAUGGCCUGGCGAGCGCAAACAGCUACGAGAUUUUCGACCCCAUGAGCUGGAUGCUCGAGUCUCAAGCCGAUUGGAACUAUCAUAACUCCGGCCCUUUCUCCAACGAUUUUGGUGUAUAGCCUGGGCCAUCAUCUACUGGAGACGGCUACUAUAGCAACACUCCAACGAGCUUUGAGGAUUCAUGGAGCUGGGCCGACGACAACCAGGAAUCCGGCUGAAUUGCCCUUGCUACUUGCCGCCGGCGACGUUACUAGAUUAACUACCAUCCCCAGCAGACUUUGCCAUUGUUGUACCACCUCGGCUUUCUAAUGGUGUCGACGAGCUCAGCGCGAAUCGUCAUAGUGUAGAAGGGUAGUCUUCCUUUGUUUCACGAUACCUGGCUGGCCACGGCCGUGCGGGCAUUCACGCCGACAUGUCACUAUCCCGACUCCUUUGGUAUCUCUCGACCCCUUAUCACGCUGGCAUCAUUGGUAUC